AUGUGGCAGCACUGUGCCCAUGGCUCUGAGCUGGACAUCCUGGAGGCGAUGAAGACCAGCUGCACUGACGUCCAGCACCCUCUGCCCGAACCACAGGCUUUCCCAAGGGUGUGGACACACCUCUUCUCCUCCAGAUGUAUCCGGGGUCUGGGGCCUGCGUGGCUGAGAGUUGCUGUUUUUACCUUCAUCACACAAACCUGCUCUGUUCCAGAUGUGGCUCCUCCCCGUGGUGUCUCUCCGCCGGCAGCCGGGACCCCUCCUGGCCGGAUAGGAGCGUACCCCACAGACCUGACCUUGCAGCUGCUGGCCGUGCGGAGGAAGAGCGGGCUGCCAGACUGCGGCCUGCAGCAGGCCCUGCGGGGCCGGCUCCGCCUGCUGGAGAAUGACAGCCGGGAGGUGGCCCACGUCCUCGGGGAGUUAUCGGCCAGGCUGCUGUCCAUCCACAGUGACCAGGAUCGGAUUGUGGUGACAUUUAAGACUUUUGAAGAAAUCUGGAAGUUUUCCACCUACCACGCUCUUGGCUUCACACAUCACUGCCUGGAAAACCUGCUGGUGGACCAGGCCUUCUGGCUGCUCUCACCCGACGAGGACGAGGAGACGGCCGUCAGCGUCCACGUGGACGAGGAGGCCUUGACGCGGACGCACAAGAGCCUCCUCCUCCAGGAAGGGCCUUUCUUUGUCCUGUGUCCUGACCACCAUGUGAGAGCGACAACUGGCCCCCAGGAUGCAGGGAGGGGCCCCCAGCCCCCCAGGCGGGCUUCAGGGGGUCCCCAGGGAGAGGCGGCCCCAGCAGUGGGCUCUACGGCCCUCAGUCCUAGCACAUCCUCCGAGGAGGUGGCGGCGAUGGUGGCGGCUCCGGAACCUCUGAUUCCGUUUCAUCAGUGGGCUCUUAGGGUCCCCUGGGACCCGGUUGAUGACUCCAUGGAUGGGCCUGUGACACCAGACAUCCAGCUGAUGGCCGUGGGCCUGGCCUCGGCGGUGGCCGACUGCCAGGGCUCGGGGCCCGAAGAGAUGACCUUCCGCAGCGGCGACCUCAUCGAGAUCCUCGGCGCCCAGGUGCCUGGCCUGCCCUGGUGCGUGGGCCGGCACGCGGCCUCGGGCGAGGUCGGGUUUGUGCGGACGAGUCUCAUCAGUGUACAGGGCCAAGUGUCUGAGUUGGAAAAUGCGAUCUUUCUUAGUGAGGAGGAGAGGUCGUUCUUCAGCAACGAAGACCACUUUUCUGAGGAGGAGGCCAGGCAGCUACUGAGGAGGACGUCCAGCACCGACGUCUGCUCGGUGUACAGCCUGGACCGAUUGGAAGAAGCUGAGUUUGAGCAGCCAGAAGAAGACGAAAUGCCUCUGCCUUGCCUGAACCCAGAGCCACGUGAGACCCUGCAGAAGGUGAAGAAUGUUUUAGAACAAUGCAAGUCCUGCCAGGGCUGCCCCAAGGAGCCAGAGUCCUGGGGUCUCCACACGGCAUCCUGUGGUAGGAGCUCGCCGGACACUGAGGAGCCCUCUUUCCACCUGGACGCCGGGGAGGACUGGGCCGACAUGGAGGCCCUGGGCUCGCUGCUGCUGUUCCUGGACGCACCUGAGCACAAGGCCUGCUUCCGUGGCCUGUAUGACCUCUCCCUGCCGGGGCUGAGCAGCAUGUUCUGCGGCUGCACCGACGAGGAGGUGCUGGCUGGGCUCCUGGCGCAGGCCCGGGGGGCAGCCAAGAAGGCUGGCCUCUCCAUGGCCCUCGCCAGGCUCUGCUUCCUCCUGGGGCGGCUGUGCGUGCGGAAGGUCAAGCUGUCCCAGGCCCGGGUGUACUUCGAGGAAGCCCUGGGGGCCCUGGGGGGCCGCUUCGGCGACCUCUUCCUGGUGGUGGCCGUGUACGCCAACCUGGCCACCGUCCACCUAAAGCAGAAGAACAGGGAGAAGUGCGCACAGCUGGUGCCCAAAGCUUCGGCCCUGCUCCUGGGGACGCCCAGCCCCGUCUGCAGCACCGAGGCGGAGGCCGAGCUCCUGAGACACGCUCUGCGCAGGGCCAUCCGCUGCCAGAGCCUGCAGGCCGAGGCCCGGGCCUGCUUCCUGCUGGCCAGGCAUCACGCCCGCCUCAAGCAGCCCGAGGAGGCCCUGCCCUUCCUGGAGAGGCUGCUGCUUUUGCACGAGGCCUUGGGGUCCCCGGACGCCUCGUGGCCCGCGGACUGCUACCUGCUCCUGGCGGACGUCUACAGCCGGAAGUGCCUGCCACGCCUGGCGCUGAGCUGCGUCAAGGUGGCCUCGCUGCGAGCUCGGGGCUCGCUGGGCAGCUGGCUCAGGAGCGUGGACCUGGUCCUGCGGAACACCCCCCAACACCCCCGCCUCCCCUCCCAGAUCGCCCACUACCUCCGGCGGGCGCUGGCCUCCCGGGCCUCGGGCCCGGGGCGGGUGCUGCGCGGCCCGCUCUGUGCCAGCCUGGCCCAGCUGCACAGCCACCACGGGCAGCACGUCAGGGCCAUCUCCCUCAUGACGCAGGCGGCAGAAGCCGACGCUGAGACCGGCGGCUGCCUGGUCGUGGACCGCCUGGUGGCCCUCGCCUGGUUGCACGUGCUUCAGGGGCAGAGCUCGGUGGCCCUGGACAUCCUGGAGUCUGUCCUGGACGCGGCAGUGGCCAGCGAGGACCAGCAGGGCGUGAUCACCAACAUGGCGGCCAUCGCCCUAAAGAGGACGGGCAGGACCCGGCAGGCGGCCGAGGGCUACUACCGGGCCCUGCGCGCGGCCCGGGCCCUGGGCCAGCUGCGGAACCAGGCAGUGGUCCUGGCCAACCUCGGGGCUCUGUGCCUGCGCGCUGGCGCCCGGGGGCUGGCCCAGCACUACCUCCUAGAGGCCGUGAAGCUCUUCUCGCAGCUGCCCUGCGGGGAGUGUGGCCGGGACUUCAGCCGGGUGCUCCUGCGGCUCGGCCACCUGUGCACCCUCGGGGCCCUCGCCCGCCAGGGCAAGUGCUACUAUGAGUGGGCCUUUCUGGUUGCCAUGGAGACGGACCACCUGGAGAGCCAGCUGCUUGCCGUCCAGCGGCUGUGUCACUUCUACAGUACAGUCAUGCCCAAUGAGGCCCAACGUGUCGUCUACCUCGAGUUCCAGCUCUCACUGGCCCGCAGGGCGGCCAACAAGGCACUGGAAGGGCAGCUCCUGGAAACCAUCAGCCGGCUCUACCUGACCCUGGGCACCGAGCGGGCCUACAAAUCCGCGCUCGACUACACCAAGCGCAGCCUGGGGGUCUUCAUCGACCUGCAGAAGAAGGAGGAGGAGGCGCGCGCCUGGUUGCAGGCGGGGAAAAUCUACUACAUCCUCCAGCAGAACGAGCUGGUGGACCUGUACAUCCAGGUGGCACAGAACGCAGCCCUGUACACGGGGGACCCCAACCUGGGGCUGGAGCUGUUCGAGGCGGCCGGAGACAUCUUCUUCAACGGGAGCUGGGAGCGGGAGAAAGCCGUGUCCUUCUACCGGGACCGGGCACUGCCGCUGGCCGUGACCACAGGGAACCAGGAGGCAGAGCUGCGGCUGUGCAACAAGCUGGUGGCGCUGCUGGCCGAGCUGGAGGAGCCUCGGGAGGGCCUGGAGUUCGCCCACGUGGCCCUGGCGCUCAGCAUCUCCCUGGGGGACCGGCUGAACGAGCGAGUGGCCUACCACCGGCUGGCCACCCUGCACCACCGGCUGGGCCACGGCGAGCUGGCUGAGCACUUCUACCUCAAGGCCCUGUCACUCUGCACCUCGCCGCUGGAGUUCGACGAAGAGACGCUAUACUACGUGAAGGUGUACCUGGUGCUUGGAGACAUCAUCUUCUACGACCUGAAGGACCCGUUCGACGCGGCCGGGUACUACCAGCUGGCGCUGGCGGCGGCCGUGGACCUGGGCAACAAGAAGGCGCAGAUGAAGAUCUACUCGCGCCUGGCCACCAUCUACCACAACUUCCUCCGCGACCGCGAGAAGUCCCUCUUCUUCUACCAGAAGGCCAGGACCUUCGCCACUGAGCUCAACAUCCGCAGGAUCAACCUGGCCCCUGAGCGGGGCUGCGGGCGAGCGCCCUGGCUGGCCCCCGGCCACCCGCCCUGAGGGCCCUGUCCAGGGAGUGG
Messenger RNA from Ceratotherium simum simum (southern white rhinoceros), 4076 nucleotides. Lineage: Eukaryota; Metazoa; Chordata; Mammalia; Perissodactyla; Rhinocerotidae. The record is from RefSeq and is a predicted model, not a curated record.